Molecule: messenger RNA, 1323 nt
Organism: Hansenula ciferrii
Lineage: Eukaryota; Fungi; Ascomycota; Saccharomycetes; Phaffomycetales; Wickerhamomycetaceae
Exons: 1
Coding region: 1-1323 (440 amino acids)
Biological process (GO): transmembrane transport
Cellular component (GO): fungal-type vacuole membrane
Molecular function (GO): transmembrane transporter activity
Source: RefSeq, a predicted model, not a curated record
AUGUCCAUAUUCAAGACGUUAGUUAAGGCAAACAGAGAUAUCAAAUUACUAUGGUUUAGUGUGUUUUUACGUUUGAUGGCCUACGGUGCCAGUAAUAUCGUUUUAGUGUUGUACCUCAAAGCACUGGGUAUUUCAGAGAGUCUUAUUGGGAUAUUCAUGACUUUGACUUUGAUUGGUGAUACAGCAAUUUCCUAUCUAUUGACAUGGUAUGCAGAUGGACUUGGAAGACGUUAUGUGAUGAUCGCAGGCUCAUUAUUGAUGGUUCUCUCCGGUUUGGUCUUUGCAAAUUUUAAUCAAUUUUAUGUAUUGUUAUCAGCUGCUAUCUUUGGUGUUAUAAGUCCUAGUGGUGAUGAAGUUGGUCCUUUCAAAUCAAUUGAAGAAUCUACAAUGGCUCAUUUAACAAUUUUAAAAGAUAGACCAGAUGUUUAUGCCUUGCAUUGGUUAUUGGGUACCGCUGGUGCUAGUAUUGGUUCUUUAAUUACCGGUAUACUUUUGGGAAGAUUAUUAGAAAAUGGGUAUACAAACGUCGAAGCUUACCGUGUUAUUUUCUAUAUUUAUGCGGGUAUUGGGUUAUUGAAAUUGGUAUUGAUGUUAUUUUUAAGUGAUAAUUGUGAAUUGAAUGGUGCACAUGUAGAGACACAUCAUCAAAAUACAGAGGAGGAUCCAUUAUUACCAAAUGGUGUUUCAUCAGACCGUGAGGAUCAACAAGGGGAUACCAAAAAGUCAUCAUCGCUAUCCAGAGAAACUGUUGGUAUCUUGAUCAAAUUAUUAAGUGUCUUCAUGUUAGAUUCAUUAGGAUCUGGAUUCAUGUCAAGUUCAUGGGUUGUUUAUUACUUUAAGACACAUUUCUUAAUUACAUCAACCACUUUGGGUGUCUUAUUCUUCUUAACAAAUGUCGUCAAUUCCAUAUCUGCAUUACCAUCAUCAGUUUUAGCUAAAAAGUUAGGACCAAUCAAGGCAACAUUAGCAGUUCAAGUACCAAGUGCAAUUUUUCUUGUAAUUACACCAUUUAUCCAACAAUUUUUGGGUGCCGCAUUUGUCAUCAUAUUAUUUUACUCAACAAGUGCAAUGGAUGUUGUUCCAAGACAAGUUUUAUUAACAGGAUUAAUCAAACCUGAUGAAUUGACAAAAUGUAUGGGUAUCGUGAAUAUUGGUAAGACAUUUGCAAGAUGUAUUGGACCAAUAGCUACAGGAAAAUUAGCUACACAUGGUAAGUUAUGGAUUUCAUAUUUGAUAAGUGGUGGUUUGAUCUUCAGUGCUGAUGUGCUAUUAGCCAUUCUAUUUUAUGGCAUUGAUGAAAAAAUCUUGGAGACACACUCAUAA